Molecule: messenger RNA, 1233 nt
Organism: Penicillium cataractarum
Lineage: Eukaryota; Fungi; Ascomycota; Eurotiomycetes; Eurotiales; Aspergillaceae
Product: FAD/NAD(P)-binding domain-containing protein
Exons: 7
Coding region: 1-1233 (410 amino acids)
Molecular function (GO): FAD binding; monooxygenase activity
Source: RefSeq, a predicted model, not a curated record
AUGACAAAGAGAGAUCAAUUGCGAAUCAUUAUUGUUGGUGGCGGUAUUGCGGGGUUGGCCGCAGCAAUCGCUCUACGAGCACCAAAUCGGAGAAUCACGGUUUUGGAACAGUCACGUAUGAAUCGCGAAAUCGGUGCACUGAUAUCCCUGCAACCCAAUGCUUCCCGUAUUUUGCGUAAUACGUGGGGCAUCGACAAAGAGUUGGAACUAGCGCGUGGCUUAGUUGAUAAGGGCAUCCGGAUCUACGAUGUGGACGGAAAGCUGGUUAAAGAAGUUCCGCUGUUAUCUAAGGCUGAAUAUGGCGGUGAUCGAAUCGUCUGGCAUCGCGAUGAUCUACAUAAUGCUCUCAAGUCAGCCGCGAAAUGUCCCAAAAGAACGGGAGACCCGGCGACCAUUCGAGUGGCAUCGAGAGUUGUCGGUUGCAAUCCGGAUGAGGGUAAUGUCACUCUUGAGAGUGGUGAGGUUUUGGCUGCCGAUGUGAUUAUUGGUGCAGAUGGAAUCCCGAAACAGCUUAUCGUCUCAUGGAUAAAUCCUCGGGACUCAUUUACUUCAAUAAUGGUAGCACAUGAAUGUCGACUCGUCAUGGGUCCAGGCAGACAAGGCGAGAUUUAUGGUGUUACAGCACUAGUUCCAGACGAGAGAAUGAACGAGGAUCCGAACUCUGGCCAAUCAUGGGUCUCAGAAGGAAGUAUGGACAAAUUGCUGGAGACUUUUGCAGAAUUCCCAGACUGGGUUACCGGAAUCUUUAGACAUUCACCAGAUCUCGGACUAUGGCAGUUACGCGAUAUGGAUCCUUUAAAAGCAUGGAUUCGGAAGCGCGUCAUUCUUAUCGGAGAUGCUGUGCAUCCCAUGCUACCCACCCAAGGACAAGGUGCGAGUCAGUCAAUUGAGGAUGCAGAAGCCCUGGGUGCUUUCUUCGAGGAUGUUCGAGAAGCACCAUCCCUCAGCCAGAUAGACCAUAUAUUCAAGGUGAUUCAAUAUCCUGCCGCUCGACAAACCUUCCAGUCUCGCUAUGAGAGAGUCAGUCUUAUCCAGAAAGGCAGUCGCCAGGCAGCUAAGUCCGGUACAAUUAAAGGGGAGAAGACAGUUACUAUGCAUGUGCUUCCAGGUCCUGAGUCUUUCAUGAUUUUGCUGACUGGUCUGCUUAUUAGGAGCCCCGCUGAGUUUAUGGACUACAAUUGCACCUAUCGUGGAGCGAAGCAAUGGGCAGAUAGACAAUCUACGUGUGUAUAG